CAGCCCCGAACGGCGCCUCUUAGCUCUGGGGCCACCGCGGCAGCGCCACUCUGCCAGGCUUCCCGCCUUCGGCCGUGCGGUGUGCCGCCUGGCCGCCCCUUACCGGCGUGGUGCCAGCCGGCGCGGGCUCAGGGCGGACCAUGAGCCCGCGGAGCCCGCCGCCCGCCCGCUGGCUCUGCCUGCUGGCCGGCGCCCUUGCCUGCGCCCUCCGCCCCGCGAGCGGCUGGGCAUAUGAGCUGCAGUGGGAGGUGUGCGACUAUGUACAGAUGAUCGAGGCGGAGCGCAAGCAGUGCCUGGAGGAUGCCCAGCUGGAGGACGACAUAGAAGGCUGCAGCAAGAUGUGGGACAACCUCACCUGCUGGCCGGCCACCCCUCGGGGCCAGGUGGUCGUCUUGGCCUGCCCCUUCAACCUCUCCCCCAUUCAAGACCGCAACGUGAGCCGAAGCUGCACUGAGGAGGGCUGGACACACCUGGAGCCUGGCCCCUACCCUGACGCCUGUGGCUUCGAUGAUAAGGAGUCAGGUUUGGAUGAGCAGCAGCUGAAAAUGUUCUACAGUUCUGUGAAGAUUGGCUACACCACUGGCUACAGUUUGUCCCUCGCCACCCUUCUGGUCGCCAUGGCCAUCUUGAGCCUGUUCAGGAAGCUGCACUGCACACGGAACUAUAUCCAUAUGCACCUCUUCAUGUCCUUCAUCCUGAGGGCUGUCUCCGUCUUCAUCAAGGAUUUGAUCCUCUUUGACGACACGGAGUCGGACAACUGCUCUGAAGGCUCCGUGGGCUGUAAGGCAGCCGUGGUCUUAUUCCAGUACUGUGUCAUGGCCAACUUCUUCUGGCUGCUGGUGGAGGGCCUCUACCUACACACCCUGCUUGUGGUCUCCUUCUUCUCCGAGCGGAAGUACUUCUGGGGGUACAUACUCAUCGGCUGGGGGUUGCCCAGCAUAUUCAUUAUGGCGUGGACCAUCAUCAGGAUCUAUUUUGAGGAUCACGGAUGCUGGGACAUCAUCAACUCCUCCUUACUGUGGUGGAUCCUCAGGGCCCCCAUCCUCACCUCCAUCUUGGUGAACUUCAUCCUGUUUGUUCGCAUCAUCCGAAUCCUGGUUCAGAAACUGCAGCCCCCAGAUGUUGGGAAGAGUAACAGCAGCCCAUAUUCGAGGCUGACCAAGUCCACCCUUCUGUUGAUCCCCCUGUUUGGAGUACACUACACCAUGUUUGCCUUCUUCCCCAACAACUUCAAGGCUGACGUGAAAAUCGUCUUUGAGCUCGUCGUGGGGUCUUUCCAGGGUUUUGUGGUGGCCAUCCUCUACUGCUUUCUCAAUGGUGAGGUGCAGGCAGAGCUGCGGCGGAAGUGGCGGCGCUGGAACCUGAAGGGCAUCUUGGGCCGGGGCCGCAAAUACCAGCACCCGUCAGGAGGCAGCAACGGGGCCACAUACAGCACACAGGUCUCCAUGCUGACCCGCGGCAGCCCCAGUGGGCGUCGCUCCUCCAGCUUCCAGGCCGAAGACUCCCUGCUCUGACUGCCAGGGACCCAGGGCGGCCCCAUCCGCCCGCACCGCACCCACCCAGCCGGGGCGGCCGGGGGCAGAGGCCUGCCCGGGCGAGGCCAGCCCAGGCCCUGGGCUCAGAGGCUGUUCCGGCUCCCCGCCGGCUGGAGAACGCUGCUCUAGAGCCUGCGUGGGGAGAGGAGCGUGCAUAGACCGAUCGGCACUGCUGCUCAGUAAGAAGGAGCCCUGAGAGCUCAUACCCUGGAAGGUGCGGGGUGGAGCUCAGCCGUCAGACUCCUCCUCCAAAGGCCCCCUUGGCCAAUCAAAGGCAAGAAAUUCGCAUACUUUCAAGUGACUCCGCCCCCUCUCGUGACCUAUCAGAGGAAGGUAACCGCCCACCCCCCAGCAAAGCUUUUGGGAACUUGACUGACAGCUCAUGCCCCGAAAGGUCACCCGCUGCCACCACCUCGACAGUGCCUGAAGGCCCACCCUUGCUGUCAAAAUCCUUUGGGUUAAGCAUUGCCAUUCAAGCAUCUCUCUAAAGAUGCAGUCCCCUCCCCCAGUGUCUGCCUCUUAGUUGCCAGCUCCUCAAGGUGAAUGAGUGUCUCUGCCUCAGACAGAUGCGGUCGUGAGAUGGAGUUCUAGUCUGGGGAGCACAGCUAUGUCAUAGUCCCCACUGAAGUGCAGUGGUCCCAGAUGGCUGGAGCAAUUCAAUGGAGACUGCCACCCGCCCUACCCACCCACCUCUAUGGGCUAUGGGAGCUGCCCUUGGCUGCCCGCCUAUGUGCCAACUGUUAGAACCAGGCUCAGAGAUGGACACUCAUCAACCCAGCAAGGUGGGAACUCCUGUGCCUAUUUCACAGAUAAGGAAACUGAGAGUAGGUACCUUGUGAUAGGUCGGCCGGUAUAGGAACACGCAUAGUCAGGCAAGUUAAGAAAGUUUUUAUUGUAAGAGAGAAAAGUAUAUCAGACUGAGUAAAGACUGGUAUAGUCCGGGCUGCCUAAAGGAGACUUGCAGCCCUGAAGAACGGGGUGGGGAGGCUUUUAUUGGGGCUGACGGGAUAGCAUUGUUUGAACAGAAAAUGUUGCUACUGCCUGUAAGCCAGUAGCUGUUUUGUGGUGUUUUCUGUUAUCGCAGGUUUGGCUCUGUCUGCAGGUGCAGGCCAACAGACAUUUUGUUUUCUUGCAGACAUGGCUCUGUCUGUCAAGGUCUCUGAGACCUAACAUUCAGACACCUAACCCCUUGCCUUGUCACACAGCAGGGUUUGAACUCAGGUCUGGUUGAUGGGGAAGUGAAAGCACAGACUCUUAACUGCUGCCUUUUGUAUUUUGUAACAUGCUGGUUAUUUGUAUCACCAUUAAUAUUGUUAUCACUACCAACACCAUUCCCACCCGGCCCUCCCUGGAGUGUGGCUGAGGAGUCCUCUGGCCCAUGUGUCAUCUGGACAAGAACCUGCUAGUUGUGGCAUCCUGUGUGUGCCCUGCACCCCUGUGGCCACAUGGCUUCCUGCCCACACUGCAGCCAGAAGUUCCCCUCACGACUACAAACGUGUGCAACAAUAAAUGUUGGGUG
This is a messenger RNA of Rhinolophus ferrumequinum (greater horseshoe bat), 3054 nucleotides long. RefSeq names its product vasoactive intestinal peptide receptor 1 (gene VIPR1). Lineage: Eukaryota; Metazoa; Chordata; Mammalia; Chiroptera; Rhinolophidae. The record is from RefSeq and is a predicted model, not a curated record. Gene Ontology annotation, molecular function: G protein-coupled peptide receptor activity; vasoactive intestinal polypeptide receptor activity; peptide hormone binding. The transcript has 13 exons. Gene Ontology annotation, biological process: adenylate cyclase-modulating G protein-coupled receptor signaling pathway; cell surface receptor signaling pathway. Bases 141 to 1514 code for a protein of 457 amino acids. Gene Ontology annotation, cellular component: plasma membrane.